Suillus clintonianus is the source of this 3462-nucleotide messenger RNA. Its product is annotated as CHAT domain-containing protein. Gene Ontology annotation, molecular function: protein binding. The record is from RefSeq and is a predicted model, not a curated record. NCBI's taxonomy places the organism in Eukaryota, Fungi, Basidiomycota, Agaricomycetes, Boletales, Suillaceae. The transcript is spliced from 6 exons. The coding region runs from base 1 to 3462 and encodes 1153 amino acids.
AUGCGUUAUUGCAACAUCAUGCCCGGAAGCUGGGAAGGCCAAUAUAUCAGAUUAGAAGUCAGAAGCGCAAAAAACCUUCAAGUCCCUUCUGAGCGCAUACCCGCAGGAAUUUACGUGUUCAUCAAAGUCGACUCAAGGAAAUGCUGGAAAUCAGCCGUCAGAGUCUUGUCAUCCGACAAAUCUAUAGCAUGGGGAGAUUCCGUGACCCUAACACAGGCAUCACCUUCAUUAUCAGUGGAGCUCAGAGCAUCUUACGAGGUCGACCGGACGCUUGGCAAUGGCGAAUUCAUCGGAAAACUUCAAACAUCAUGGAACGACCUGCUCGAUAAUGAAAAUGAACCAUUCGAACUGUUCUUCCCACCCAUCCGCAAUGUCACUCCUUCGCUCGCGCUGAAGGCCACUGUUGUACACGCUUGCGAUACUCAGGACAGCGCACCAUUUGACUCCCUCGUAGACUGCGAGAUUGCUCGAGAGACAGAUGCGGGUCACGCACAAUAUGCCGAAUACACGACUAGCAAGACAGUCUCGCACCUGAAUGGUGCUGUGGGGCGUUUUCAGUUGGUUCUGGACCGCUGUCCAGUCGACCAUCCUGACCACGCAGCAGCUCUCACCAACCUCGCGCGGGCCCGCCUUCAAGGUUACAUUCAAAACGAUCUCCAAGACAUUCAUGCCACCACUUCCCUCUUCCGCGAAGCCCUUGCAUUGCGUCCGCAGGGCCAUCCCAACCACACAUUAUCUCUCUUUCAUCUCAUUGCAGCAUUGAUCUGGUGCUACGUGAAGGAGCGCACCGCCGUCUUCAUUCACAAAUCCCUGCAGCUGUGCUGCAAGCUACUGCCGCUCUGUCCAGAAGGCACCUACCUUCGUAACAUCGCCAUAGACGCUGCGGUCAAUUAUGUGAUCAGCGAAUGUAACAAUCUUCCGAUCAAUGCACCUGACGAAGGCAUCCGCUUUCGACGAGUCGUGCUCGAGCUCUGCCCUCUGGGCCAUCAACGCCGUCCCAUUACUCUCACCACUCUUGCACUCACACUAAAAGCACGCUUUCAAGACCGCGGCAGCAUUGAUGAUCUAGAAGAGAGCAUACAACUUGGUCGUGAAGCCAUUUCUCUGUGCCCCGAGGGACAUUCUGACCGAGGCACCUGCCUGAACAACUUGGCCUUCUCACUCGACUCUCGCUUUGAUCACAAAGGCAAAUCUCAUGACCUCGACGAGGCCAUCUCCAUGCACGAAGAAGCGCUGAGCCUGUGGCCUGUUGGGCACAAAUUUCGUAGUGUCUCAUUGGACAACCUAGGGGGCGCCCUCCGCACCCAUUUCAACAUUUGCGGUGAUGUUGAUGACACCAACCGAGCUGUCAGCCUCUAUCGCGACGCACUGACGUUACGCCCACCUGGGCAUCCACGUCGUGACACCACACUUAACAACCUUGCCCUCGCGCUCCAAGAGAGAUGUGGCAAAUUGCAUGUCAUCGAGGAUCUUAACGAGGCCAUUGAUCUGUAUCGCGAAUCUCUUCGGUUAAAGCAGCUGGACCCUCCAGAGCGCCAUAGACAUCUUACAAAUUUGAGCUCGGCGCUCUGCUGUCGUUUUACGCAAACUCGGAAUGAUGAAGAUAUCGAGGAGGCCACUCGACUCUGCCAAGAGUCAUUGGCGGUAUUGCCACAACUCCACCCUGACAGGCACGACUCAUACUCCAGGAUAUGUGAGGCAUAUAUAUCUCGUUACCAGAUUCAGCACAAUCCUGCUGAUUUGUCACUCGCAAUGGAGAACUUCUGGCUGGCAUCACGACACCCUACUCAAGGAUUUCCGAGCCGUCUUGUUGAUGCAUAUACUUGGGCCGUCAAAGCGGAGCAGCAUGUUGAUGGAUCCGCACUUGAGGCUUACUCAACAUUUUUCGAGCUUCUUGAUGCUCAUUUGGGAACACAAUCAUCAACCACCUCGCGCCGCGAAGCUGCCACUGCCUUCCACUAUGCCAGAUCACUACCUGUAGACGCAGCAUCAUGUGCCAUCCGCAGUGACAAUCUCCGACGCGUGGUUGAACUUGCAGAGCAGGGCCGUGGCCAACAGUGGUCAUUGGCCUCUCGCCUGAGGAGUCCACUCGAAGAUCUCCAGUCCACGAAUCCCAAGCUAGCUCACAAAUUCUCGGAGCUCAGCAAACAACUUUCUGAUGCCCAGGGUUCCGCAACCAUCACCGACAAAGCUGCAGCUGAAGUAGCGGAAACAAAGUACAGGAGAAUUAUGACGCAAUGGGAAGCUGCAGUAGCUGAGAUACGUUAUCUUCGAGGUUUCUUCCGGUUCCUACUUCCACCUUCGUACGAAGACUUGCAAGUGGCAGCUCGCAAUGGCCCGGUCAUCAUCCUCAUUGCCAGCACAUACUCGUGCAGCGCCAUUGUUGUCCCAACGUCGGGAGAGCCCUACUAUGUUCACUUCCCGCGCAUCACUCUACCACAUCUAGAGAAGCUCAAAGACGAUUUUGCUAAGGCAAUCCUGCAUACGGCUCGUAUGCGCCCAGAGGAGCCAAGGAAGAAGUUGCAAGUGCUCUUGCGGAUAGUGUGGGAUGAGAUCAUGCUACCCAUCGUUAACGUCCUCCAGCAUGACCUGAAAUUGCGGCAUCGGUCUCGAAUAUGGCUGUGUCCGACGGCAGCCUUCACGUCCAUCCCUCUCCAUGCAGCCAACCCCUUCCGAGUGAAUGUAGAUCGCUCUGGGAGCGAGUCGUGCCUGGAGGAUCUCUACAUCUGCUCUUAUACACCCACACUUUCAGCUCUUAUUAGAGCUCGGCAGGCGAUGAAGACGUGUGCAACCUCGUCCUUCGCGGCGAUCGGACAAAGUCAACCAGGCGCAGGGCAAGGCGACGUGCUCCCGGCUGUUGACAGCGAGCUUGAGCCUGUCCAUACACUCGUUCCUCCCAACAUCAAGUUCACUAAUGUGUCGAAAGACGAAGCCACACAAGCAGGUGCGCUCAAUGCUUUGCAGUGCAACACCUGGGUGCACCUCGCUUGUCACGGCAAGCAAGACCUUGAGCAGCCUUAUAACUCAUGUUUCGCCAUGAGAGACAAACCUGUUACGCUGCUCGACAUCAUGGAGAACAAUUCUCCGCAAGCUGAAUUCGCAUUCUUGUCAGCAUGUCAUACCGCCGUCGGCGAUGAGGACACACCCGACGAAGCCAUCCACCUCGCAGCUGGACUGCAGUUUUCGGGGUUCAAGAGCGUCGUUGGCACGCUGUGGGGGGUCAGUGACGCUCUCGCAAAACACAUCGUGGAAGCUUUUUACAAGAAGAUGUUUGAAGACCUGGAGGAUGGUGUCAUAGACUGUACGAGGGCAGCCUGGGCACUCAACCGUGCUACUCAAGCUGUGAAGACGAAGGUGCCACUCGAGCAGAGAAUGGUUUUCAUACAUAUUGCUUCGUCAAUCCCAGAUGAGCUGUAUGCAAAUCUAGAUUACAGACUCGACCAGGAAACAGUCGGAGUUUAA